AUGUCCGCGAGAGAUAUUCCCUGUUUAGAGAUGGAAGUUGGCAACCCCGACUCUCCGAGUCAAGCUGAAAUCAAUAAACGGCCAUGGAAGUACGUUGGCUACAAAGACUUUACCUCCUACGUUGCUUCAGACCCAGACCUCUUCGCUGUCCGGCGAUUCCAUGGGCUUCAUACCCGAGUAAUACUUACCCUCCAGGACCUAUUGGCGGAAAAGGAAGAGCAGCUUGAUGUAAUGGACAUUGAGUAUAGUUCAAAACACGUCAAAGCCGUGGGCAAAACGCCACCGGAAAUUAUCAGAAUUCCUCCAGGAGGCCUGAGCCCAGAGCAGGAAGCAGAACUUGCAGCCACGCACGGCGAAUACUCUACACCAAGAGACAUCAACAACGGUACGGUAAGAGACGAUAUGCCACAACGUGCAUCGCUCAUUGCCGAUAUCGCCCAGAAGCUUGAGACGUAUGACAAGCUCCUCCUCUCCUACUCCCAGCUAGCCGCUCUUGCCCCAGCCCCUAAAUGGAAUCUGAGAAACCUCCGGACCUGGUUCAGUAACAACCCCGGCGCCAUCAUGGAGUCCGAGAGCGCUUUCCUUAUGCACAACGAUGAGCUCAUCUCCAUCUGGAAAGAGAAGCCGCCCUUGCGCCGCUUGUUCGAGCAGUACUUCGUCUCAUCCUACGGCGAAGUAAUGGGCCUCUUCAAGAAGGAUGCCCGCCGCAUGGACUCACACGACCGCGCAACGACGUACAUAUACAGCGACACGGCGAUAGACAACUUCGCCUUUGUGGUCAUGCUGGCCACGACGCUGGUGAUGUUGAUUGCGCCCAUGUGGAUACUGCAGAACUUGAGCAGUGCGAACGGGAAGUUGGGCGUCAUUACCGCUUUUGCCAUUGUAUGGCUGGGGCUUGUGAGCUAUGCGGCGCAUGGGAGGCCGUUUGAGAAAUUGGCCGUGACAGCGGGGUGA
This is a messenger RNA of Fusarium oxysporum Fo47, 954 nucleotides long. RefSeq lists its product as uncharacterized. The transcript has 3 exons. The record is from RefSeq and is a predicted model, not a curated record. Lineage: Eukaryota; Fungi; Ascomycota; Sordariomycetes; Hypocreales; Nectriaceae. The coding region runs from base 1 to 954 and encodes 317 amino acids.